AUGCCUCGCAACCGAUCUGUCGGCCGCGCCUCCGCGCCCGCCCGGGCCCCCACUCGCCCUACCGCCGCCGCCGCCUCUCCUAUGCCGCAACAACGUCCGGCCACCACGCUGGCCGCUCCGCCGCAGCACGCUCCUCAGCAGAUGGCGCCUGCUGCUCCUGUUGCGUCCCAGGGCCCAGGGCUCUUUGGCCAGAUGGCCAGCACCGCCGCCGGCGUUGCCAUCGGCUCCUCGGUCGGCCACGCCAUCGGAGGACUCUUUUCCGGCGGUGGCUCCUCCGAACCCGCGGCGCCGCAGCCCGUGCAGUCUCAGGCUGCCCAGCAGCAGCAACAAUGGGGCAACAACUGCCAGGCCGCUACGCAACAGUUUACCAAGUGCAUGGACGACAACGGCGGCAAUAUGCAGAUUUGCAACUGGUACCUGGAGCAGCUGAAGGCUUGCCAGGCCGCGGCCAGCCAGUACUAG
Ustilaginoidea virens is the source of this 462-nucleotide messenger RNA. RefSeq lists its product as uncharacterized. The transcript is spliced from 2 exons. NCBI's taxonomy places the organism in Eukaryota, Fungi, Ascomycota, Sordariomycetes, Hypocreales, Clavicipitaceae. Gene Ontology annotation, biological process: mitochondrion organization. Bases 1 to 462 code for a protein of 153 amino acids. The record is from RefSeq and is a predicted model, not a curated record. Gene Ontology annotation, cellular component: nucleus; mitochondrion.